This is a messenger RNA of Rhizophagus irregularis DAOM 181602=DAOM 197198, 1398 nucleotides long. The record is from RefSeq and is a predicted model, not a curated record. NCBI's taxonomy places the organism in Eukaryota, Fungi, Glomeromycota, Glomeromycetes, Glomerales, Glomeraceae.
AAAAAAAAUAAUAGAGUGGAUUGAAUAUGAUAAAUUUGAAGAUGUUGAAUAUUUAGCAAAAGGGGGAUUUGGAACUACUUUUAAAGCAGUUUGGAAAGAUGGUCCUUUUAGAGAUUAUAAUAUUCAAGGGGAAAGAAAAGGUGAAACAAAAGUCGCUUUAAAAUGUUUACAUAAUUCACAAGAUAUUACAGCAGAAUUUUUAAAAGAAGUUGAAUCAAAUAUUUUAGCACUUGAUGAUGAUGAUUGGAUAGUUCGUUGUUUUGGUAUUACCAAAGAUCCAAAAACAAAUAACUUUUUGAUGGUAAUGGAAUUAAAAAAUGGUAGUUUAAGACAACAUUUAAACAACAACUUCAUUUCACUGAAUUGGGAGAGUAAGUUGUUUAAUUUACAAUGUAUUGCAUGUGGUCUUAAAGAUAUUCAUAAUAAAGGAUUAAUUCAUCAUGAUUUUCAUUGUGGGAAUAUAUUAAGCGAUUUUAAAGAAGAUGCUUAUGUUACUGAUUUGGGAUUAUGUCAACCUGCUAAUGUCAAAUCCUCUCAAAAUAGUAAUAAAAAAAUAUAUGGUGUAUUACCUUAUGUAGCUCCUGAAGUUUUAAGAGGAAAUGAAUAUACUCAAAAAAGUGAUAUUUAUGGAUUUGGAAUCAUUGCAUAUGAAAUUUGUACAGGUCUCCCUCCUUAUUAUAAUAUAGCUCAUGAUGAAUUCUUAGCAAUGAAAAUUUGUAAGGGAUUGAGGCCAACGUCUAAUUAUAAAAUUCCUCAAUUGAUUUUUGACAUUAUUAAUCAAUGUUGGGAUGCAGACCCUUUAAAAAGACCUAAUGCAGAAGAAGUACGUGAGUCAACAUUGAAGUUAUAUAAAAAUAGUUAUGACAAUGAAGUGAAUUCUGUAAUUUAUGGGCAAGUUAAAGAAGCAGAUGAAAAGAAUAAAGAGUCAUCUUUAACAAUUCAAUCACCAUUAUCAUCUACAAGUACGCUCUCAUAUAUGACACAUCCUCAUGCAGUUUACACAAGCAGACUUUUAGAUUUUAAAAAUCUUCCAGAACCAAAAAAUUCUGAUAAUAAUGAUUUACUUGGAGUAGAAUAUUCAGGUAAACAUAUAUAGUUUUCUAUAAUAAUUUAAAUUAAUUUUAUAAUUCUGACAACUAAUAUUUAUAGAUUCCUUAAAAAUGGAUUUUACUAAACUUGAUAUUAAUCCUAAAGAUGAAAGAAAUUAAAACACAUUUAACUUUAAAUGAAAAUAUUUUGUAUAUGAAAAAACAUAUCAAAUAUAAUUUUAUUUUGAACUUAAGGAUAGUCUUUAAUAUUAUUCUGGGAUAUUUGAUGAAAAUAUAGUAAGACUGAUAAUUUAUCAAUUAUUCAUAUCCGAAAGAUUGUAGAUUAGCGUUGUAAUAAAAUUAAAAAAAU